Castor canadensis (American beaver) is the source of this 2059-nucleotide messenger RNA. The record is from RefSeq and is a predicted model, not a curated record. Lineage: Eukaryota; Metazoa; Chordata; Mammalia; Rodentia; Castoridae.
GCCCGCUGCGCCCGCUGUUCCGGGUCCUUCCUCGCUGCGUCUGUGGGUCUGUCACCCUGUGGUACAGCCUUCGCUCCGGCGGCCGGGUGACGGGGAGCGACCCCGGCACGCCCCCCGUGGGGUGCGGAGGAGGACGGGGCGUGCAGCUGACCACCGGAACCCUCGGCCCUGCCCUCCGCUACUGGCUUGGCGUGGGAAGUGAAAAUAAAAGCAAAAGUGAGAAAGGCGCGGCGGCUGGAGCGGACGGACUGACGUGGCAGUGGGAGCCGCGUGAGGCGACCGGAGUUUCACGUUUCUCGUUGUAUGGAUCACUGACUAAUAGAUGGCUUUACCUCGUCUCACAGGAGCCUUGCGCUCCUUCUCAAAUGUCACCAAGCAAGAUAAUUAUAAUGAAGAAGUGGCUGACUUAAAGCUGAAGCGAUCUAGACUUCAAGAACAAGUUUUGGACUUGGGCCUGACAUGGAAGAAGAUAGUAAAAUUUUUGAAUGAAAAACUGGAGAAGAGUAAAAUGCAAAAUAUAAAUGAAGACUUAAAAGAUAUUUUACAAGCUGCAAAACAAAUAGUUGGACCAGAUAAUGGGAGAGAAGCAAUUGAAAGUGGUGCUGCAUUUCUCUUUAUGACAUUUCACUUGAAGGACUCUGUUGGUCACAUGGAGACAAAGGCUAUCAAGCACAUGUUUGGUCCCUUUCCGUCAUCGUCUGCCACUGCAGCUUGUGAUGCCAUUAAUAGAAUUGUUUCUCAUUUUAGCCAAGAUGAAAUUACUGCUUUUGUUCAAUUGUCAGAAAAGGAAUGUAGUGAUAGAGUAUUUUUUGGUAAAAAUUUAGUAUUUUCAUUUGACAUGCACGAUCUGGACCACUUUGAUGAACUGCCAGUAAAUGGUGAAGCCCAGAAAACUAUCAGCCUAGAUUACAAGAAGUUUGUGAAUGAACAUUUUCAGGAGCAUAGCACACCAGAGCUUAAGCCUGUGGAAAUCAAUGGUUCCUUUUUGUGGUGUGAAGUUGAGAAGUACUUAAAUGCAACUUUGAAGGAAAUGACCGAAGCACCAAGAAUAGAAGAUCUUUGCUGUACCUUGUAUGAUAUGCUUGCUUCUGUUAAAAGUGGUGAUGAACUUCAGGAUGAGCUAUUUGAGUUGCUGGGACCAGAAGGCCUUGAUCUUAUUGAAAAGCUCCUCCAGAAUAGAAUUACAAUUGUGGAUAGAUUUCUUAAUUCUUCAAAUGAUCAUAAGUUUCAGGUCCUUCAAGAUAAUUGCAAAAAAAUUUUAGGAGAGAAUGCUAAACCUAAUUAUGGUUGUCAAGUAACUAUUCAGUCUGAACAAGAAAAACAGCUAAUGAAACAAUAUCGUCGUGAAGAAAAAAGAAUUGCCAGACGAGAAAAAAAGGGUGGAGAAGAUGGAGAAGUUUUUGGAGAAGGACUUUCGUCCUUUGAUCCUAAGGAAUUACGUACACUGAGAGAGCAGGCACUGCUGAAUGCUAGGAGCGCUCCACUUCUGAGCAGGCAGAGAGACAUGGAUGUUGAAAAGAUCCGUUAUCCCCAUGUUUAUGAUUCCCAGGCUGAAGCCAGGAAAACAUCAGCAUUCAUUGCUGGUGCAAAGAUGAUUUUGCCAGAAGGAAUCCAAAGAGAGAAUAAUAAACUUUAUGAAGAAAUAAGGAUUCCCUACAGUGAACCAAUGCCAGUUGGCUUUGAGGAAAAGCCAGUUUAUAUUCAAGACUUAGAUGAGAUUGGACAGUUAGCUUUUAAAGGAAUGAAGAGACUCAAUAGAAUCCAGUCAAUAGUGUUUGAGACGGCCUAUAACACCAAUGAAAACAUGCUGAUCUGCGCCCCUACUGGAGCUGGAAAGACCAACAUUGCAAUGCUCACAGUCUUGCAUGAAAUUCGCCAACAUUUGCAACAAGGUGUUAUCAAAAAGAAUGAAUUCAAGAUUGUGUAUGUUGCUCCAAUGAAAGCCUUGGCAGCUGAAAUGACAAAUUACUUUAGCAAACGUCUGGAGCCACUGGGCAUCGUUGUGAAAGAACUGACUGGUGAUAUGCAGUUAUCAAAAAAUGAAAUUUUGCGAACUCAG